Molecule: messenger RNA, 2966 nt
Organism: Hypomesus transpacificus
Lineage: Eukaryota; Metazoa; Chordata; Actinopteri; Osmeriformes; Osmeridae
Gene: dynlt2b
Product: dynein light chain Tctex-type 2B
Exons: 5
Coding region: 123-497 (124 amino acids)
Biological process (GO): microtubule-based movement
Cellular component (GO): cytoplasmic dynein complex; cytoplasm
Molecular function (GO): dynein intermediate chain binding
Source: RefSeq, a predicted model, not a curated record
UUCGGAAGGUGUUGUUAUGGUAACUGUAGAACGCAAGCUAAAAGGCAGCCAGUUUAAAAAGCUAAUGACUUAGCCUAGCCUACUUUGUUUUUUUUUUGUAUAUUUGUAUCUACAUGAGCUAAAUGGAGGGAUCGCAUACAGCGGGAAAUACAUAUCUCAUAAGACCAAAUUAUCAACACAAGUUCAAGCCAGCUGUUGUGAAGGAGUGCAUACGAGACAUUCUGAAAGAACAACUAUCUGGUGUGGACUAUGAUCCCGAAGAGGUUCCACUUACUUCUCGAAAUUUGGCAGACCGUAUCAAGGACAAAUUAAAGAAGAUGGGCUUUGACCGAUACAAGCUUGUUGUGCAAGUGGUUAUUGGAGAGCAACGAGGAGAAGGAGUCAAAAUGGCUGCCAGGUGUUUCUGGGAUGCUGACACAGAUAACUGCGCUCAGGACAUUUUUAUGAAUGACAGCCUAUUCUGUGUGGCGGCUGCAUUUGGCAGCUAUUAUUACUGAGGACCUAAGAACAAAAUGACAUGACCUGAAGUUUGCUCUUUAAGCACUGCUCUGGGCUAUAUGUCUGACCACUGACACUGGUAAUGUGACUUAACUUUAAAUAAGGGUACAUUGACAGGGAUGUGGUUGUCUCAGACAUGCGGAACUUGCUCUUUUCUAGGACAUGGUGUAGGCCUAUUUUAAGAACUUGAGCAAUGUGUUUGUGUGUAUAGUGUAGGAUAUUUUCGUCUGGAGGAUUUUGGUCAAAACAGUCGGAGAUGGAAUCUCUCAAAAUCAAGAUCACUUGAUGGUUUAUUCACCAAUGUAUUAGUUAAUACAGGAAGACUUAAAAAGCAUAAAGACGUCUAAAACCUGGCACACGAUAUAGUCAGAAAUGAGGAAAUCCCCCUCCCUCCAUAAUCCUAUGUCCCAAUAUUGCCCCAUAAUCGUUCCCUAGUUUGUUCCCUUUGUUCCCCAUGAUGCGUCAUGUGUACGAGCUCCCUAUCUUUAAUGUCCGCUCGAUCCCAUCUCAAUGUCCCUUUCCUCCUCUUGAGGAGGAAACAGAAACUCCAAAUUUAUUAACCUCUUCCGUGCCAACAGAAUGUGUUGUUUCCAACUUGUGCAGUCUUUCUCGGAGAUGUUAACAUGCACAGGACACAAGUGGCAGAUGAUGCAACCCAGACCUCGGCCUUCUUCCCUACUAGGACCUCCCCGCAUAUUAGCCUAUAUGACCUAUAAUCAAUCAAUUUUUAGCCACAACAAUAGCUAUAGACUGUAGUGGGCAGGCCCAUCAUUGUCACAAGGAGAGCAAAGGCCUUGGGAGACUGCAGAGACAAGCAAAACUACUUGAAAGUUAGUCACAUUCAUUAUUCAUGUACACUCCAAUCCUACAUGUCGCUUUCAAUGUUCUCUGACGACUUCAAUUGUCCUCUCUUAAGUUUCCUGAUGGCAUUGCGACGAAAAAAAGAUGUUAAUAAAUGAUGAUAUAAAUAUAUUGAUUCUUUUAAUCAUUUAGAUCAUUUUACAUUCUGAAUAAAGGAUGUGUUGACGUCGAUGUCCGCAAGUCAAUUCACCUCUGCAAAUGCAUGAUUCUGCAUGUCUUUGAGGAGUUUUGUCUGACUGUCUGACACUUCAACUGGGGUACUUGAAUGAAACAAGAGGUUCUCAAACAUGAUAACCACUAUUAUGAAGGUCUAACACAUUCUAUGCAUUUUAACGCCACAAAAAUAUAGUUUUUUCUUAUUGUCUAUGGUAGACUGGAUUCAUUAUAACAUUGAGCAAUUCUCAGUAUGUAUAAUGGCAUCCUGCCAUCACUUAUGGUCAUCACAGGACUAAACGUUUAAAAGAGGAGCUCUCUUAAAAAGAUGCAGUUGCUCAUUUUGAUAAUUACUGACUGUGGAGUGAGAUUGGAUUUGGAUUUUUUCCUAAGGCGUCGCUUAAUGGCUUUCUCCCUCAAGCUGGGAUCCACUACCCGACACUGUGCUUUCCAAAAAGGAGUGCUUGAACCCAGCGAUUACUACAGUUGUGCCCCAUGGGGCACAGCCAAUUUGUAAGACUAAAUGCUGUCAGGAAAACAAAGAAAGACAGACAUGGUACAAUAGAAUUGGAACAUGGGACAGGCCAAGUAUUGAAGCCAAAUAUAGAAUAUGUAUUCCGUUUGUCACCGAUAUGUCUUCGGGUUUUGUCGAGCUGCAGAAACCUUUAUUCAUCUAUGGAGAUGACGGUGAAAUACUGCAAUUUUGAAUCAUUUGGACUGAAGUGCAUGAACGCUGGCUCUAAAACGCCUGUCUUCUUCGUGGUCCCUGGAGCGGUUUCUCUACUUGACUCUUUCUGUCAGCAUCUGUUUGCUCAGUGACCAUGUGUGUCUAAUAGAGACAGUAUUUUCAGCCACAUGUCCCCUACACUGGUGACAGGAUUUCUCUCCACAACCUAAUAUGGCAAAAUGUUCAAGCCUGUAAUUAUAGUUUUUGUCACAUGAUAAAAACACAUUAAAGGUUUAUCUCCAUGAUUAACAAAGAUAAUGAUGCACAGCCUGUCUUCAAGCUAAAGCAUUAGGCAUGCCUUCAUCCAUGUUAUUUGCUUCUCCAAGGGAUGUCAAGUAAUGUCAGUGUGAACUCCUUUCAAUUCUUCAGAGCUAUUUGUGUAGCAUCGUAAUUGCAGAUUGGCUACUAUCACUUAAUUUCUACAAUCACACCCAAAUGCAAUGGGGAAAGAACUCCCAAUGGGAUGAAGGUAAAUGAGGCGUGUGUUCUAAUCGGGAUGUCGGAUUAGCCUAAUUAGCUAAACCAUCCCUGACAUAAUUGUAUAAACUCUAGCGCUAUUAUGGUAAACAAAUAGAAAAAGUUUGAAAACUCAGAAACCAAAUACCCAUAAAGAGGAAUAGCAAUUGCAGCUGUCUAAAACUCCAUAAAUAGAAUGGGUCUCUCCCUUUCUCUCUUUAGAGAUUUAGAUAAGCACUUAUUUUUUGGUUGUUCACAAUGUGUGCUUGUU